GCACGCCGCACGCAGGUAUCAGUAGUGUAAAGUUACACCCGAGAAUGGUACAGAACGUCUGUUCUGACGUUUGCAAAUGAACCGAUUCGCUGUCCAUAAGAAACGAGUUUUAUUUCUCGUAGAUUAUUAACGGAGGAGGAAUUACUUAUAUUUCCCUUUAAAUGGAUUUAUUUCUGUAAGAACUAUAACUACUUGUUUAUGAAGGCAAACGAUACGAUGAAAGACAUACAUCUUCCCAUCGAUUCGUGCAUAAAUGGUUCUGUAAUAAGACUAUCGUGUCCCACAUCCAUCUUUGUUUGUGUACUUGACGGGUUAACUGGCAACGCGUCUUUAAGCGAGGACCACGCCAGCAUAAACUCUACAGACAGUAAAGCAGCUGAGGUCAUCGACAAAUGGAGCAACUACAAUUUCUGGAUAGGCUUGACCCUGGCAAUACUCUCAGCUUUUCUUAUUGGAGGAAGUGUUAUUAUGAAAAAGAAGGCAUUACUGCGUCUAGCCAGAGCUGGAGAGAUGAGGGCAGCUGAUGGAGGCCAUGGUUACUUGAAGGACUGGCUUUGGUGGGGUGGCCUUUUGACCAUGGGUGGAGGUGAGGCAGCAAACUUCGCUGCCUACAUGUUUGCUCCAGCUACAGUGGUGACCCCUUUAGGAGCUCUUAGUGUUCUUAUCAGUGCAGUUCUGUCCUCUCACUUGUUCGGGGAAACAAUGAAUCUGCUGGGAAAACUUGGCUGUAUGCUCAGCAUACUGGGAAGUACAAUAAUGGUCAUACAUGCACCUGAAGAGGAAGAAGUGACGACACUUGCGGAAAUGACAGAGAAACUGCUGGACCCUGGUUUUAUGGUGUUUGCCAGCGUCCUGUUGGUGGCGUGUAUGGUCCUCAUCUUCUACUUCUCUCCUCGCUUUGGUCAGACGAACAUUGUAAUUUACAUAUGCAUCUGCUCUCUGCUCGGAGCUUUUACGGUGUCCUCAGUCAAAGGCCUCGGCAUUGUGAUCCACACCUCCUUCUCGAACCUUUCCGUCUUCCGUCACCCUCUCACCUGGAUCCUGUUGCUUACCUUAAUAGGAUCCAUCCUCAUCCAAAUCAACUAUCUGAACAAGUCGCUUGAUACCUUCAAUACGCUCCUGGUCUACCCCAUAUACUAUGUAUUCUUUACUACCGUGGUCCUGAGCACCUCUGUAAUUCUGUUUAAAGAGUGGAGAGCCAUGUCAGGGGUGGAUGUCGUAGGCACGGUCGGAGGCUUCUUGGUUAUUGUGAUUGGGGUGAGCAUGCUGCAUCUCUUCAAAGACUUGAAUGUAUGUUUUGAAGAUCUGAGGAGCAGUCUCUGUGAGCCACUAGGUCAGGAGAGCCUUUCAAAGAGGGAGGACAAGCACAUCCUUAUAGAACACAUAGAAACCCUGCCGCCCAUGAGAGAGGAAGGCCCUAGAGUUUUCAUCAUCAGCUGAGCAACUCGGUCCUUGCAUAGGAUUGUACAGAAUGUGCAGUUUAUGAUCAUGUCUUAGCUAUUUUAUUCACUGAAGGCUGUUGUGCUAUGACGCAGAAUUGACUUCUGCUGAGCGCUUAUGGCAGAGACAUUUUCAUAAAAAAUAACUGCAGUUAAACAAAUUUUAUGCAUUGUUCAAAUGCAGCUUAAUUUCUAAGACUCCGACAGAAAAAACUAUGAAGGGCUUGAUUUUUAAUAUUGUAAAUAUGUAUUUAGAAUCAAACAAGUUUAAACUAGUCUUUAGGUGACUUGUAUACAGAACAAGAUGCAGCUCGAAUUGCUGCUGAGGACUGCGUGGAGCAUUCCAAAUGUUAAUAUCCUUUUUAUUUUCAUUGACAACCUAAAAUAGAUCAUUCAAGCCAGUAUAUUUACAUCACUAUGAGCUGAGCUUUUAAGUAUAUAUUACAUCAAAUGAAGUAAAAUAUACAUAACAAAAGACUAUGACAGGGUAGUGUUGAUUUUGAAAUGGUACAUGAAUAUAGAUAUUAUAUUUUCUAAGAAUUGCUAAAAGUUUUAAUUAAGUUUCUUUAAACCAUUAAAUUGCCAUUCAAAUUUGCUCAGCUACUACAUAGGGUCAAACUCUGGAUAUUAAAACAUUAAAGCACUUUAAAGUGAUAAUUCACCGAAAAAUUUAAAUUCUGUUAAGAAUUACUCAACUUCAAGUUGUUCCGAACCUGUUUAAAUUUCUUCAUUUGUCUGAACACAAAGAUAUUUGGAUAAAUGUUAGCAACUGACAGUUCUGGGGCACUGUAUUUACCUUUUUAUCCACUGAACAGAAGAGCAAUGCAUCAAAUGACUCUUAAGUCAAUAGAACUGUAGCUCUGUACAUUAAUAUUGGCAGCUGUUAACGUGACGUUUGACAAACCAGAAAAGCUCAAGAGGACUGAAACAUGUUUUUACAAAAAAGAAAGUUAGAAAAAAAGAAAAACAGUGAACUACAGCCAAUAAUCACUAAGAUAUAAUCAAAAUCAUCAACAUGGAUUCUAUCUGACAUUUUUUAAAUUGAGUUAUUCGCAUUUUCCAAUUGUGUGACAAGCUAUUGACAUGAUGUAUUGUUUUUUUCUUUGGAACUGUGAAGCUCAAUAACUCAGUACUGCUCAGAGUGCAGAUAGAACCUCAAGGUGGCCAAGGCGAUGACAUGUUAGGCUUUAAUGUUACAUGUUCUUUUAAAUACAAUAUAGAAAUUUUCAAGACUCUUUCAAGAUAUUACUCAUUUACCUGUAUAACGUGUGUGCACAUUCUUAAUAGCACCAGUAGAUGUCAAACUCUGCACAUUAAACCCAAAUUGCCACCCACAAGUGAUCUUUUUUACAAAUCUUACAAAGCUCUGCAUAGGUUUGCCUAAAAGUCUAUUACGCACUUCCUGUUACAGUUGUUUAUUUUGCAUAUAUAAUUAAGUCUAAUAGAUAGAUCGUUUAAAAUUUUAAUUCAGUCCUUAAAUAUUGAGUUGGUUGUAAUUUGUUCUAACAUUUGUGUAGUAAAACUGAAACUGGAAGUCCUUCCACUGCUGCUUAACAAAAUCUAUACAUGAAAAUGCUUACGACAAUCAUCCAUUUCUUGUUUUUUGUUAUUUUUAAGCACCUUAGGACAUUGGUCCUCUAGAGUCAUGACUUUAUGCUUCUAGUUGUCCUGGUGUUAUGCAUUUUGUGCCAUAUCACUA
Molecule: messenger RNA, 3138 nt
Organism: Triplophysa dalaica
Lineage: Eukaryota; Metazoa; Chordata; Actinopteri; Cypriniformes; Nemacheilidae
Gene: nipal4
Product: NIPA like domain containing 4
Exons: 6
Coding region: 199-1440 (413 amino acids)
Biological process (GO): magnesium ion transport
Cellular component (GO): membrane
Molecular function (GO): magnesium ion transmembrane transporter activity
Source: RefSeq, a predicted model, not a curated record